Molecule: messenger RNA, 2124 nt
Organism: Sphaerulina musiva SO2202
Lineage: Eukaryota; Fungi; Ascomycota; Dothideomycetes; Mycosphaerellales; Mycosphaerellaceae
Product: carboxypeptidase S
Exons: 3
Coding region: 82-1839 (585 amino acids)
Cellular component (GO): fungal-type vacuole lumen
Molecular function (GO): metallocarboxypeptidase activity
Source: RefSeq, a predicted model, not a curated record
CAGGUCUGUCAUGAUCGACAUCGUCUCUAGAACAUCCGUUUGAUUUCCGUCUUCUCCCUUCUCUUCUCUUCCACACCCAACAUGGAGAAGUCAUCUCUCCCCAUUGCCGUCGAGCAGCGUGCUCCAGCAUCUGCAGGGACCAGGCAGCGCGCUCUCCGUGCCAUCUUGGUAUCGCUGACGAUCAGUAUUGUAUGUCUGAAUUGGCUGUAUGGUCCCCUGACCUCGAUCCUUGGGCGAGAUCAUCUCGAUCAUGAUGAACAGUCCUCUGGGCCAAGUUGCGGCCAAGUCCCGGCACUAUGGCCGCCGUCGAACGACAAGCUUCAGGACGCCUACGAUUUCCUCUUUACGGAUCAGUUCGAGAAUGCUUCGAUCGCGCGUCUAUCGGGCGCGGUACAGAUUAAGACCGAGUCGUUCGACGACUUGGGCGAGAUUGGGGAGGACAAGAGAUGGGAUGUCUUCGUUCCCUUUCACGAAUACCUUGCAGCUACUUUCCCACGCAUCCACAGCGAGCUCAAGGUUGAGAAGGUCAACACUCAUGGACUUUUGUACACAUGGCAAGGGAGCGAUGCAGACAAGAAGCCAAUUGUGCUCAUGGCACAUCAAGAUGUGGUCCCGGUUGAUGGGGAUACUGUCGAUUCUUGGACACAUCCACCAUUCAGUGGACACUAUGAUGGCCAGCUCAUUUGGGGCCGUGGCUCUUCUGAUUGCAAGAACCAACUGAUCGGAAUACUCGAGACACUCGAAUAUCUGCUCCAGGCUGAGUAUCAACCGAAGAGAACUAUUGUGCUCUCCUUUGGCUUCGAUGAGGAGUGCAGCGGUCAUCAAGGAGCUGGCCAUCUUGCUUCCUUCCUUCUUGAGCGCUACGGCAAAGAUGGUGUUGCGGCUAUCGUUGACGAGGGCAUGGGCUAUCAGGAAGCGUUCGGUACCGGCUUCGCCGUGCCUGGAGUCGCUGAGAAGGGCUACACCGAUGUCGAUAUUGCCGUCCGCACUCCCGGAGGACACAGUUCAGUCCCCAAGGACCACACUAGCAUCGGCAUCUUGAGUGAGAUUAUCACAAUCAUCGAGAGCCAGCAAUACCCGACCUAUCUCGCGGACAAGAACCCAUACCUGGAGUUUCUGCAAUGCGGCGCAGAAUAUGCUCCAGACUUCCCCAAGAAGCUCAAGAAGCUGCUCAAGUCGCGUAGUGCGAGUAGUGACCUACCAACUUGUGCCAAGAAGCACCAUGAUCAACUCGCUAUAGAAGCUGCAAAGGCUGGUGCCUCGACUAAAUAUCUUAUGCAGACUUCUCAAGCCGUAGACCUGAUACACGGAGGCACAAAGACCAACGCUAUGCCAGAGACUGCAGUUGCCACUGUCAACCACCGAAUCAACAUUGGGGACGAGCCAGAGACUGUAUGGGCACAUCUCGCCCACAUCUUGAAGCCAGUGGCCGAGAAAUACAACUUGACACUCCAUGCCUUUGAUGGUGAAGAUGCCGCGUAUAACUCCAUCUCUCUCAGCUCCAAGAAGACUUCGCUCAAGACUGCGCCAGUGACACCGACCUCUAUUGAUGUAGUAUCACCGUAUGCUGUUAUUUCAGGAACGAUCCGUGCUCUUUAUGGCGAGGACACAAUGGUUGCCCCCGCUCUCAUGACGGGCAAUACCGACACACGAUAUUACUGGGACCUAACCAAGCACAUCUUUCGCUUCGGUCCCGGCUAUGUCAAGGAAGAGGACAGUUCUCUGGGCAAGAUCCACACUGUGGAUGAAUCGGUUGCAGUCAGCAACCAUUUCAAAGUAGUUAGGUGGUUCACGUUGUUCCUGCGAAACAUAGACGAAGCGCAGCUGGCCGAGGACUAACUUUAUUAACAACUUUGGAAUGCUUCUGUGUUCUGUGUCGGCCUCUACUCAUACACGUCACAACAAUAGGUACAAUCACUUCAGUCGUUCAGCGGAUGUGAGCGGCGCCGAACCCGAGACAUGCCGCGAUGCACCUCAGAGGUACCAUGAUAAUCACGGUGUUCCGGUCCUUCUUAUGCGCCAGCACGGUGUGAGAUCAGUCACAUCUCAAGCUUCGCAUACCGCGUUCCCUUUAGCAGGAAAUAUAUAGAUACUCAUAUGAAAUGCUCCCUGCUGCAUAAUUAC